CAUUGCGGGAAAUUCAAUCAACAGACGAAUGAUGGCGUCCACAACAUUGCAACCUCAAAUAAAAGAAACUGAAAAUAUUCCAGCAGUUAUAAAAUACAACAAUAAACCAAUGGAUUUAACAAGACAAAAUCAGAAUGAAAGCAGAAAAACACUACAGACUCUCCAGUAUUCAACAGGAGCUCCAAUAUCCCCAAUAAGGAAAAUUGUUAAACCACAGAAGAAAAAUUUGAUACAGAAAGUUCAAAAGCCUAUUACAAUAUUUGUAGACCCGCCUAAGAAAAAGUUAGACGACAAAGCUAGUCAGACAGAAAAAUCACAAAAUGGUUCAGAUGCCUAUAAUAUGCUGGUGUCAGAGGAAAUCCCUGAGUCCUACUGGAAAGAAUUGGCAGAAGAAAGGAGGAAAGCUUUAGAUGAAUCAUUACAUGAAAAUGAGCAGUUGCAUAAAGAAGUUUCUGAACUGAAAGACGAGAAUGACAAGCUGUCAAAAGUGGCAAGUCAGGCUGAGUACUUUGCAAAUGUGCUCAAAGAAGUUUUAGGUGCAGAGGAAGAAGACAAAGAUGACCAGGAUGUGUUAAAUAGUACUGACACUGAUGAAGUGAAAUCUGAUAUAAAUGAAAAACUAGGAAUGGAACUGUUGGAUAAGAGUGAAAAAGAAGACAACGACUCAAAUGAAAAAUCACAUAAAUCUGAAGAAUCUGUAUCAGCACAACUACAUGAGGAUUCUACUACAGAAACUGAAGACCAGAAAACCACAGAAACAAAGUUGGUUUCAGAGGACAGUUAGUUCAGAUUUUUUUGCAUUUUAUGAAUUUCACAGACUUGUCAGUGCAGCUUAAAGUGUUUUACUAGACUCAGGGAUAUGUCUCAUAAAAUUGUAUGAUAAAUAUUUUAUUUUUUAGCAUAUGUUAUCAGAAGAUGCAUAAUCAGUUUUAUUUACCAGAAAGAAAUGAUGAUGUAUAAUUUGCGUUGUUAAAACUACAAUUAAUAGGAGGGGUAUGCUGGUUUACCUAUGUCUGUCCAUCUGUUCAAUGAAAUUUUCUCCCACAUAUUUCUCUGGAACCACAAAUCUAAGCUUCAUUAAAUUUGGUAUCAAGCUUUAGGUGAGCAUGUUAUACUGUAUUAAGCUUUUUUUUUCAUUUUCCUCCCUCAUCAACUUCCUGUUUACAAAAAUUUAUAUAUUCUAAUAAUGGCCAUGUAUGAAAUUUCGGUUGCACUUUUCUUUGGAAUCACAAAUCACACUUAUGAAAUUUGAUAUCAAGCUUCAUAUGAGCAGGUUUUACUGUAUGAUGCAUUUUCACAUCCAUUGCUCAACUAACUGUUUACCAAAUACUUGUAACUAGUUACAAUUAGUAAGCAACAGAUUUUCAUUUUGAUUGAUUGUAAGUUUUAAAAACCCCUUUUUAAAGUUUGAAAAAAAGAGAAUAUUUUGACAUUCAAUAAUGAUUGAUUAUUGUAAAAGUUCAUGUUUGGUAAAAGACAAAUAAAAAGUUAAAAUUUUAUAAGUCAUCUAUUUUUUCCUUGAUUUGUGAAUGGUCCUUAAAGUAAGAAAUUACACAAUAUAAAAUUCUUUGAAUUAUUAUAAUUGAAUGUAAUUAAAUUUAUAUGUGAAAACUGUAUUUAUUUUUGCUGUUUUUAUGUAACUGUGCUCAGUCUGUUUGUUUGUGUGGUUGAAUGGAGUAUGUUUUAAAAAAGUAGUAAUAUUAGUAGAAUAUGACAAUUUUGUGAGUGUUUUUACUUGAUGUUGUGAGUCUCUCUAGUGAACCGUUACAUAUGGUAUUUUUAAAUGUGUCAAGAUAUUUUAAUGAUAUAAAUUCGACUGAUGCUUGUUUACUGCUGUUUUUGUGAGAAGUUUAAGAUAACAGUAUCCAUGAUAAUAUUGAUAUUACAGAUAAGUGAAAUAAUUGAUGGAUCUCCUUGUACAUUAAUAUUUAAAAUAUAAUCUUGUACGAAGCUUUGGACCUAUAUGGCUCCUCUAUUAUAAGCAUUUACAAAAGAAAUCAAUAUAUUUUUUACGGGGAAAAUAGACUCCUUUUAUUUUUGUUUAUAGUAUGAGUGGUGGUAUUGGAGUAAAGAUAAUACAUGAUAGAAUUGUUUGAUUAUUUGCCAAAAUGAAGUUUAUAACAUGUUUUUUUCCAAAAAUAUCAUAUCAAAACAGUGUAGGUCAUUAAGCUUAAUUUCAUGUAACAGGUUUUUUCAAAUUUAUCAUACUUUGUGUUUUCAAAAAGAAAGUAUUAUUAUGUGUCUAGAAAAAAGAAAUGUAGAAUUUUUGAUAUUAGAGCUCAUAUUAACUGCCUAAAAAAAUUUUAAUCACCAUUCUUUUUUCUUGCUACAUAACAAAAAGAUAAAUUAACAGUAGUCUUGUCAAAAUAAAUAAUACAAGUUAUCUCCCCUUAUAAUCAGUUUUGAUGAGAUAUUUUCCCAGUAAGAGUUUUAGUGGCAGGUGUCACAUGACAUGUGAUGAAACUGAUAGGUAUUUUAUUUAGAUAUUUACAUCUGCCAAAUGUAGAUUUAUAAAAAGUAUAUGUAGUUAUGUUAUUUUUCCCAUUCUUUUUUCUAAAAUUCAUUAAAAAAAAAUUUUUUAAAUCCCUGUAGUCUUCUAAUGAAAGAUUUUUUUUGGUACUGUACUGUAUAUAAUUCUGAAAGUUAAUAAGCAGAUGUAAAGUUAGAUCACUUUAAAAUAGCACUAUUUAUAGUAAUAUGUUCACUUAUUAAAUCUAUGUAUUAUAAAAUGCAUGUUAACAUUUUACCUAACUACACACAUUAACAUGACCAGUGGCAUUGUAAGGACAUUAUAUAGUGCCUGUUAUCAUAUUUUAUAACUACAAUUAAAUAGUGUAACAUAAUGAACUGAUUUAAAACACAUUUUUAAUAAUCCAGUUAAAUGUAAUUAUUUUAUAUUUGUGUUUUGUUUCUAAAAAAUGUAUGUAUGUAUAUUAAAAUGUACUGAAAUUUUUGUUCUCUUUCUUUUUUAAUUUUGUAACAUACAUAUAUUUUACAAUUCAAAUAAAACAGAUCAUUUUGUUUUUUU
This is a messenger RNA of Mytilus californianus (California mussel), 3028 nucleotides long. Its product is annotated as geminin-like. Gene Ontology annotation, biological process: negative regulation of cell cycle; negative regulation of DNA replication. The coding region runs from base 29 to 784 and encodes 251 amino acids. Gene Ontology annotation, cellular component: nucleus. The record is from RefSeq and is a predicted model, not a curated record. The transcript is spliced from 7 exons. NCBI's taxonomy places the organism in Eukaryota, Metazoa, Mollusca, Bivalvia, Mytilida, Mytilidae.